Messenger RNA from Paramecium octaurelia, 447 nucleotides. NCBI's taxonomy places the organism in Eukaryota, Ciliophora, Oligohymenophorea, Peniculida, Parameciidae. The record is from the annotation of a GenBank genome assembly.
AUGAAUUCUCUUGAACGACUAAAAUAGCAAUUCUAGAAAACAACAAGUUCAUUAUCCAAUUUCCACAAGACAGCUACCAAUCUUGAAAGAUAAGCGUAUUUCUAAGGAUAAUACGAUAUCCUAUUACAAAUCGUACCAUUUCCAUCAAUGGAUGGACUGAUGGAAUGGGUAAGAAAAAAAAGAGAUGAAAUAUUACAAAUAUUAGAGAAGAACAGCGUCCGAUAUUAAAUAUCAAAGCAUCCUUUAUUGACUUCUGAGCCUGCUGCUUUUAAAAUGAAGACUACUUUUUUAGAGGAGCCCUUACCCCAAUACUUUUAAUAACAACCAUAAAUGUAAAUGAACCAAAAUUCAUUUGAGGAAGAGAAUUGCAAUGCUUAUUAUACAUAAAAUAAUAGCCAAUAUGAUUACAGGAAGAAAAGGAAGGAUCAAUAAUAUAGAAACAUUUGA